This is a messenger RNA of Malurus melanocephalus (red-backed fairy wren), 5219 nucleotides long. It is a transcript of the gene FILIP1L, whose product is annotated as filamin A interacting protein 1 like. NCBI's taxonomy places the organism in Eukaryota, Metazoa, Chordata, Aves, Passeriformes, Maluridae. Bases 113 to 3010 code for a protein of 965 amino acids. The transcript is spliced from 3 exons. The record is from RefSeq and is a predicted model, not a curated record.
GAAAAAGCUGCUUGAACAAGAGACAGUAUAUCAGGCAAAAAAAGAAAAGGAAAACAACAAGAAAAUAGCUAAACUGAAAGAAGAACUGAGUAAACUGAAAUCCUUUGCUUUAAUGGUCGUGGAUGAACAGCAAAAACUCACUGAGCAGUUGAAUCAACAGAGUAAAAAAAUCCAAGAAUUAACCACUUCUACAGAAGAAGCACACGAGAAGCUGGCUWUUGCUAAAGCAAAAAUUCAAGAAGAGAAACAGAAAUCCAGCAGGCUGGAGGCUGAACUUCACGCCCAGAGCAGUAAGAUUUCCCAAGAUCAAGAAGCAAUGACGGCUAAACUAACCAAUGAAGACAGUCAGAAUCGCCAGCUUCGGCUCAAAAUAACUGCUCUCAGCCGACAAAUCGAUGAGCUGGAAGAGACCAACAAAUCUUUACGAAAAGCAGAAGAAGAACUGCAAGACCUAAGGGAUAAGAUAAAUAAGGGAGARUGUGGGAAUGCCACACUUAUGAAUGAAGUAGAAGAACUACGGAAACGRUUGCUGGAGAUGGAAGGAAAAGAUGAAGAGCUCAUAAAAGUGGAAGAUCAGUGUAGAGAACUUAAUAGAAAGUUAGAAAAAGAAGCAUCACAGAGCAAGAACCUUAAAGGGGAAGUUGAUAAACUUAAUAAAAGAAUUAUGGAGCUGGAGAAACUAGAAGAUGCUUUCAACAAGAGUAAACAGGACUGUUAUUCCCUGAAAUGCAAUUUAGAAAGAGAAAAAAUGUUAACAAAGCAGUUGUCCCAUGAGCUGGAUGGUUUAAAAGCUAGAGUUGGCGAGCUUGAAGCAAUUGAAAGCAAGUUAGAAAAAACGGAGUUUACACUUAGAGAAGAUUUAACAAAGCUGAAGAGUCUAACAGUGAUGCUCGUGGAUGAAAGAAAAACUAUGGGUGAAAAAAUAAAGCAAACAGAAGAAAAGCUGCAAGCAGCAACUUCUCAGCUACAGGUGGAACAAAAUAAAGUGAUGUCAGUUACAGAAAAGCUGAUUGAGGAAAGUAAAAAGGCACUGAAAUCAAAAUCUGAUGCAGAGGAAAAAAUGUCCAGUGUUACAAAAGAAAGAGAUGAACUGAAAAACAAACUCAAAGCAGAAGAGGAGAAAGGAAGUGAUCUUGUGUCCAAAAUGAAUAUUCUAAGUAAAAGACUUCAAUCACUGGAAGAUGUUGAAAAAGAGCUUCUUAAAAAUAAACGUAAGGAGGGUACUAAAUCUAGCACCUCCUUGCAGCAGGAAAACAACAUAAUCAAAGAGCUUUCUCAAGAAGUUGAGAGGCUUAAGCAGAARCUCAAAGAAAUGAAGUCAGUAGAAGAUGACCUUAUGAAAACUGAAGAUGAAUUUGAGUCUCUAGAACGAAAAUAUGUCAGUGAGCGAGACAGAGCCAAGCUCCUGUCAGGGGAGCUGGAGGCUGUGAAAAUGGAAUUGGCAAGGUAUAAAUUAACAGAAAAGGCAGAGUCAAAUCAGGAGCAGCGCCUUUUUAAGAAACUCAAAGAAGAGGAAGCUAAAUCAAGUCAUCUUUCCAGAGAAGUAGAUGCACUGAAAGAGAAAGUUCAUGAAUACAUGGCAACAGAAGACCUAAUMUGUCACCUGCGAGGUGAUCACACAGUCUUACAGAAGAAACUCCUCCAGCAAGAAAACAAAAACAGGGAGCUAGCAAGAGAUAUGGAAAGCCUCACAAAAGAACUGGAGAGGUACAGAUCCUUCAGCAAGAACAUCAGGCCUGGUCUCAAUGGAAAGAAAAUUUCAGAUGUGCAAGUUUUUUCUAAAGAAAUCCAAACAGAUCCAGCAGACAAUGAACCACCGGAUUACAAAACCCUCAUGCCCUUAGAGCAAACCGUCAUAAAUGGGCAGAUCURUGAAGACAGUGAUAAUGAGGAGGAACAAACAGCAUCUUUCAGAAGCAACUCAUCCACCACAAACGCUGCAAACAAAAAAUUAUGGAUCCCCUGGAUGAAGUCCAAAGAGAGCCAUCCUCAAAAUGGAAAGGUACACACAAAGCAAAAUGGAAACUGUACACAGACUGGAGAUCUAGUGCUAAGCCAUACACCUGGCCAACCUCUCCACAUUAAAGUAACUCCAGACCAUGGACAGAACACAGCAACCCUUGAAAUAACCAGUCCUACCACUGAAAGCUCUCACUCCUACACAAGCACAGCAAUUAUACCCAACUGUGGCACUCCAAAGCAAAGAAUAACCAUUAUCCAAAACGCUUCCUUAACACCUGUAAAAUCAAAAGCAGGAGAAGGUUAUGUGACCCCAGAGCAUGUAAUUUCUCCURUUACUAUGACUACUUUUGCAAGAUCUCAAACUCCUGAAUCGUGUGGUUCUGUAACUCCUGAAAGAACAAUGUCCCCUUUGGCUUUACCCGGCUCAAGUUCUCAGGAACAAACGCUCUCCUCGGAGCCUUUGGAAAUGGGAGCCAAGCAUGCUGUUUUUAGAGUAUCCCCAGACAGGCAGUCAUCAUGGCAGUUUCAGAGGUCUAACAGUACAGGAUCAAGUGUAAUAACUACUGAGGAUAACAAAAUCCACAUCCAUUUAGGAAGUCCUUACGUCCAAGCUUUCACCAAUUCCAAGCCCAUCAGCCCUUGUAAUGCAGUGCAAGACAACAGAACUCCAGCACUAGCUAAUGGCCUCCCCACUAAGCCCACCAAUAAAAUCACCAGCAGUAUUACUAUCACCCCAACAGCCACUCCUCUUCCACGGCAAUCACAAAUUACAAUUACCAACGUGUUCCGUCGUUCAGUUCCAACUCGRAUCCCCAAACCAAAGCCUGCAAGCACAACCAAAGCACCUGUCAAAAUUCCUGCUGAACAUCGCAACAAGCUACUUCAAGACAGCCCUUCUGGAAAGAUAYGCAUUGUAAGGACUGUGUCUAAAGCCUGCCUUCAAAGUGGAGGGCGAAGAGUGGAUCCCAACAGUCUAAAUGGCUCAACUGAUAAUAUGUGGGAAAACUCCUUACACAUAGGUGUUUCUUUAAGAACUGCCAAAUCCUAAUUCCUAAAUAAAGAAAAACUGGUGGUGCUCACAAUGCCAUAGCCAGAACUGAAAUCCUUUUGCAGAAGCAAGGAGAGAUUCUGAUGCAUUCAGUUACCGAUUUUUCCCUUUCAUUUCACAGCUAAAAGUUAAACUUAACCACUGAGACAGUACAGCACACUGCUGUGUGACUGCUUUUGCAAACCCACAAGAAACCUAUGCCUUCCUCAGCAAAUUCUCAAGAAAUUCUCUAACAGUACUUUAAAAAGUUUAAAARGAUCAGCCUACAGAAAAAUUAUUUGAGCUGUGUCCUAUAAGACACACCUGUAUUAAUAUGCAGACAUUUAAGAAYGACUUUUCCAUAGUACAAAGAAAAGGCUUCCAAUUUUAUUCACUARAUCAGCAGCUAUCAAGUUCUGAGACUCCAGAUCAUGUAUGUUCUGAUCCAAACACAGCUCACAGAAGCACACCAUUGCAGCUUGCAGAACGAAYGUAUAUAGAUGUGAAGAAACACACAUUUCAAAAAGCAGCUGUCAACUUGGCCUGCUUAUCAGAAAGAUCUUCAAAUACUGACCAAGUUCCAUCACAWGGAAUAGCAACUCAUUGGUGAGCCAAAAAAAAGAUAAAAACCUCUUUAUACACAUCCACCAACAGAUGUCAACUCCGAUCAAGCAACAGUGCUCUUGCUGAAUGCACUGCAAUGAAGAGUCAGCUUCUCAUUAGCUGCAAACCACACAUUACAAAUUGAUGUUAACUGGCACCCUUCAGUCUACAGAAAGAAAAAAGAAUCUCUGGCAAAAGAAAUCAAUUCCUGACAUAGGAUCUUUUGCCUUAAAGCCCACAAAGAACCUCACAASUACUACCAAAUCAUCCUCCAUGGUCCCAUACUGUAUUUCUCAUCUACUUGUGCUGCUGACAUACAAGUGUUUUGCUCCUGUCUUGCAAAGGCACAAUUAAUUUCUACCAUAUAGACACCUACUUAAGGAUCUAAAACUGACAAAUGGGGAUUCUACACUUCUGCAGAAUCAAGGGCAAUAAAGAAAGCAUGGAGGAUGAAAGACAAGGAGUGGUAACAUAAAAGGAAGAAACAUGAAGAAUUUCUGAAAAAUAGAAGCCCAUCAAAAUGAUUGGGAGAUGUGGCAUGCUGGCUACAGGCAAGAUUGAGACAUUUACAGUGCUGUGAGAAUUGCUCUUUUCUGUUCAUGGAGAGAAGAGGAAAAUGUUGGUGUCCUUCACCAGUACGAAACAAACUCCAAAUUCCUUAUCCUUUCUCUUGUAAUUCUGAAUACAAUAUAAAAUUCACAUGAAAGACUGGACAAAGUUGUGACAUGAUCUGGAAAAGGGAGGUAAGAAGUCCUGCAGUUGCAUGACAUGGGACAUGUGUAACACUAAACUAYGCUGCUAAGUAGAGAAUAUCCCUAACCACUCCCUCCACAAAUCUCCUCUCAAAGUUAAAGAUUUGCUGAAGAAGUUAUUGGGAAAACUAAAUUCUUUAGUUUGUGUCAUGUGACAAGAAAAAAAGAUGGGUAAUCCGUUUAGCAUUUUUUUUUCUUUGGGUUUUGUGGGCUUUUUUUACAUUUAUAAAUUACCUGCAACAGAGAAAGCAUUCAUGUCUCAAGGUGAGGGGAACUACCUUUAAUCUUUAAUAUGGACUCUAAAAUAAUGACUUCCAAUGAUUUGGCCAAAAGCAAAUUUAGAAUUCUUUAUAAAUUCAUACACUGUGAUAUAUAAUUAUAUAUAUUUUKUGUUUUCAUACUCUUCAGGUGGAGUGUAUGAAUGAUGUUCAUACUCAUUUUAAAAGUAGCCUUUUCUAACUACAAGUUGCUAAAAUCUAAAACACUUUUGAGAGCUGAGUUAUGAUGAAUAUUCUGUAGAUCAGAMCUUAUCCUAGGGUUAAUUUUAAAGGAUCUGGCAAAAGAUCAGUAUUUUAAAAGUACAUUUUGAAUUCUGCUUUGCACCUACAGUUAUGGCAAAGAUGCUAUUUUAAAACAGGUCAGCAAAUGAGCUUGGAUAGUAUUUUUUCUAAUGAAAACUUGACAUUUCACAGAAAUAAAAUUGACCAAGUCUGUCAAAGGUGCUCGUUAAUGUGCAAUUAUUUUCUUGUAUUGCUGCCUGUGUGAUACAUUGUGAACCUUGAUUUCCUUUUAUGGCAACUAACUUUAGUGCAUUUUACAGUAUCCAUAAGAUGCUGUACAAAUKAACCUUGGAUUUUACCUGUUUUACAUGAAAA